AUGGUUAAUCAACGGGGACAAAAAACGGACAAGUUGGAGCUUUUAUUCGAGAAAAUCACUCGACAAGAUUUAGUCGAAUCCAAAUUAGAUAUUGAGGUCCAUAGAGAAGACCCUAAUUUUCCUCUUUAUUCCGUUAAAAAUUUUGAAGCUCUACACUUAAAACCAAAUUUAUUAAAAGGUGUUUAUGCUAUGGGGUUUUAUGUUCCAUUGAAAAUUCAGGAAAUUGCUUUACCAACACUACUAGCAGAUCCUCCGCAAAAUAUGAUUGCACAAUCUCAGCCGGGAGCUGGUAAAACUACUGCUUUUGUUUUAGCAAUGUUAAGUAGAGUUGAUUCAACUAAGAAUUAUCCACAAGUAUUGUGUCUGAGCCCCGCUUAUGAACUUGCAGUUCAAACUGCAGAAGUUGCAGCUGAAAUGGCUAGAUUUUGUCCAGAAAUAAAAUUAAAAUGUGUUAUUAAAGGCGAAGUGCCAAAGAACACCAAAAUUACUGACCAUAUCCUUAUUGGUACCCCACUUAAGAUGUUAAGAUGGGCAUUUAAGUUUGGUAUGUUUGAUUUGAACAAGAUUAAAGUGUUCGUAUUGAAUGAAGCAGAUGUUAUGAUUGAUCGUUCAGGGCAUCGACACCAAUGUAUCCGUAUCUAUAAACGCCUUCCUCCAACGUGUCAAACGAUUUUAUCUUUUGGUACCUAUGUUGGUGGUGCUACGAAGUUCAUUAAUAUAGUACCCAAACCAAUAAUAAUCAGAUUACUGAGAGAGGAAGAAGUCUUAAACAAUAUAAAACAAUAUUAUAUCAAAUGUAAAAGUCCAGAAGAAAAAUAUAGAGCUAUCUGUAUCAUUUACGGUGUGAUAACAAUUGGACAAGCCAUUAUAUUCUGUCAAACAAAGAAGACAGCUAGUUGGCUUUCAGAAAAAAUGUCAAUUGAUGGACAUUCCGUCGCUGUCCUAUCCGGUGAGCUUAAAUUUGAACAAAAACUUGCAGUUAUUGACAGUUUCCGACGAGGCAUUGAAAAAGUUUUAAUAACUACUAAUGUCCUUUUACGUGGCAUACACUUUCAAAGAGUUACUCUCGUAGUCAACUUUGACAUGCCAAUGGCCAUGAAGGAAAAAGCAGACUGUGAAACAUACUUAUACGCGAUCGGCCGAACUGGAAGAUUUGGCAAAGCUGGGAUAGCUAUAAAUCUCAUUGAUUCCCCCCAAGCUAUGGACAUAUGUCUUCAAAUAGAAGCACAAUUUGGGAAGAAGAUUCAACUUCUAGAUAUACAAGAUGCAGAGGAAAUAGAAAAAAUUGGUGCCUAUAAUGCCCUUAACCCUUACUAAUAUCGUAAAUUUGACAUACGUAACUGGUAUUGAGGGGGCCGUGCGGCUCCUAUUAUAUGUUUGCUUCUAGCAAGUAAAUUUCAACUAUGUACUUGAUUAAAUGGUCAGGAAUAAUAAAUAAUAGGCUUGUUUUAUGUAA
This is a messenger RNA of Melitaea cinxia (Glanville fritillary), 1456 nucleotides long. RefSeq names its product DEAD-box helicase Dbp80-like. Gene Ontology annotation, cellular component: nucleus; cytoplasmic stress granule. Gene Ontology annotation, biological process: poly(A)+ mRNA export from nucleus. Gene Ontology annotation, molecular function: ATP binding; RNA binding; RNA helicase activity. The record is from RefSeq and is a predicted model, not a curated record. The transcript has a single exon. NCBI's taxonomy places the organism in Eukaryota, Metazoa, Arthropoda, Insecta, Lepidoptera, Nymphalidae. The coding region runs from base 1 to 1317 and encodes 438 amino acids.